Messenger RNA from Girardinichthys multiradiatus, 1265 nucleotides. RefSeq lists its product as uncharacterized. Gene Ontology annotation, biological process: homophilic cell-cell adhesion. The transcript has 8 exons. Gene Ontology annotation, molecular function: ionotropic glutamate receptor binding. The record is from RefSeq and is a predicted model, not a curated record. NCBI's taxonomy places the organism in Eukaryota, Metazoa, Chordata, Actinopteri, Cyprinodontiformes, Goodeidae. Gene Ontology annotation, cellular component: cell-cell junction. The coding region runs from base 202 to 1149 and encodes 315 amino acids.
UCAAAAAGGGCGGGAACCGGUGUUGUUUUCACAGUCUUGCUGCUAAAAAAAUAUUUUAAAACUGCAACAAGAAAUUGUUUUGAGGAGAAGAAAGUGCAGGAAGCGAAGGAGGCUUGUACACCAGACUCUCGUCACGCCCGUGUUUGUUUGAAAGUUUUUAAGCAGUGAGAAAGCACAGCCCUUCUUUCUACCCUGUCCAUCAUGGGUUCUUCGGGAAGGUGGAUUAUCUGGACCUUGUGUGCGUGUUUUGCAGCUCGGCAGAAAACUGCUCUCAGGAUAAUCAUGAGGGAAUCCAGUCUGGAGGUGGUUCGAGGUGAUUCGGUUCUCCUGCCCUGCUCCUUUUUCACCUUCUCCGACUUCUCCAGCCUUAAUGUAAUCUGGACUCUGGCUCCUUUCUCCAGCCCAAAGACCCCAGUGCAGGUGAUAGUGUUUGACCACGGGCAGGUCAUUAAAAACCCCUCCCUCAUUGGCCGGGUGCAUUUUACAGGUCUUCCAUUCAGUGCAGACAUCAUAUUAAAUGACACACAAGUUUCCGACGGGGGAAUUUACCGCUGCAUGGUCAACAAUCCACCAGACACCGCAGAUCCCGACGUAGGAGAGCUGCUACUCAGUGUGUUGGAGCCACCAUCGCUGCCUGUGUGCGAGUGGGACGGAGCAAUUGACAUGGGAGGAAGCGUGAGGCUGUCCUGCUCGGUGGAAGAGGGUGUCCCCCCUCCAAAAAUCCGCUGGAAGAAAGUGACCCCUGAGGAAAUUUCACUUCCCAUCAACAUGGAGGUUCAGUGCCAUCAACGUGUCUCUUGUCUCUCAGGUGAGCUGUCAGGCUCAGUCCAGAUUGUCAACGUGUCGUCUCAGACAUCCGGCUUGUAUCGCUGCUCGGCCACCAAUGUCCUGGGAACAGAAAACUGUUACGUCAACUUGGCCAUUUACAACAAUGAGGCAGCUCCAGACAGUCCCUCAGGCUUGCUGCCGGGUGUGCUGAUCACGCUGGUGAUGAGUUUGGUGCUGCUGGCUCUGCUGGUGCUCGUCCUGUGGCUGCAUCGCACGGGGCAGGAUGGGAGGGGGACGAGGGGGGACAGGAAAUCAGAGGAAGAGGAGUGUUACAACGAGAUACGCUACACUCCGUCCCUGAUGAAACGCUCCUUUGUCUGAAGCCUCAGCAUCAGGUAUUAAAAUGAAGGACUUGUUCGUUUGUGCAUCUUUGCUUUUGCUCUUCUCAUAGCUGUACGGCAAGACAUAUUGUGAAAUAAACAACAUCUAAGUUCUGA